AUGCUUUUGACAUCCUCGUCUGGUCCUAUCCGAACCCCAGUAGGCGCGUGUGCCACAGCGCUCGAGUCUUUGGAUACAGGCUGUGACCUGAUUAUAGCUAAAAAGGCCAAGGUCUGUCUUGUCGGCGGAGUCGAAGACUUCGUCGAGGACGUCUCUUAUGAGUUUGGAAGCAUGAGAGCGAUGGCCAAUACGGACGCCGAGUUUGCCGCUGGUAGGCGUCCCGAGGACAUGUCCCGGCCGACAGCUUCCAGCAGAAGUGGCUUCAUGGAAUCACAGGGUUGUGGCAUUCAGGUGCUGACUUCAGCCGAGCUGGCACUUGAGAUGGGACUACCUAUAUACGGCAUCGUGAGUUACACCAACAUGUCCGCGGAUAAAGCCAGCCGGUCAAAGGAGUCUUACAUAUCGGCACGUCGCAAGCUUCUCGACCUGCGAAAGCGACAAAUAGGAGAUUGGCGCGAGGCUAGUAUUCAAGACGUCCUCUCCGACCCUCAUGACGUACUGCUGUUCCCCGCGACCGAGGACGUAGAACGCCAUCGGGAUGAGUGCAUUUCUGCACUUGAAGAGGAGGCCAAGAGGCAGGUGGCAGAGGCGACCUUUAAUUUAGGUAAUAGUUUCUGGAAAGACUGUACCAAGCAGCAACUUUCCCCUCUACGAGGAUCUCUGGCGACCUGGGGACUCGGAAUCGACGACAUUACAGUUGCGUCAUUGCAUGGAACGUCAACCGUCCAAAAUGAUCUGAAUGAAACGUUAGUCAUUGAAGAGCAGAUGAAACAUCUUGGUCGUAAAGAUGGUAACCUCUUGCCUUGCGUCACCCAAAAGUGGCUAACCGGCCAUUCUAAGGGAGCAGCUGGAGCAUGGAUGGUGAACGGUUGUUUACAGAUGAUGGAUACGGCUUUGAUCCCCGGCAACAGGAACGCUGAUAAUGUGGACAAAGAGCUCCGUUCUAGGCAACACUUGCUAUUCCCUAACGUGCCCAUGGGCACGGAUGGUAUUAAAGCAUGCUCGGUCACAUCGUUCGGAUUUGGGCAAAAGGGGUCCCAAGCUCUUUUGGUUCACCCGCGAUAUCUCUUCGCUACUAUUUCAGCUGAAUCUUUCCAACUAUACGCGGGCAAAAGACAAAUGCGGUGGAAAGCGGCAACCGCAGCGUUUGUGAGAGGCAUGGUCAAUGAAAACAUGGCGUCCCUGGCUAUCAAGUCGAGUGCUCCGUAUGCAAAGGAUCAAGAAAUACAGACGCUGCUCGACCCAAACGCAAGAUUGUAA
Molecule: messenger RNA, 1260 nt
Organism: Pochonia chlamydosporia 170
Lineage: Eukaryota; Fungi; Ascomycota; Sordariomycetes; Hypocreales; Clavicipitaceae
Product: fatty acid synthase subunit alpha reductase
Exons: 2
Coding region: 1-1260 (419 amino acids)
Biological process (GO): long-chain fatty acid biosynthetic process
Cellular component (GO): fatty acid synthase complex
Molecular function (GO): 3-oxoacyl-[acyl-carrier-protein] synthase activity
Source: RefSeq, a predicted model, not a curated record